AUGGCGGUGGAUAAUUGGACCAUAAAUCUUGAAUCUGAUGGCGACAAAGAACCUAAAAAGCGAAAGGGGACUGUUUUAACACAUGUUUGGGAUCUACUUGAUGGAGAUAGGAUAGUAACCCUUAAUGAAAAGAACAAAAUAAGUCGUGAAAUGAGGAAGACAACUCAUACAGCAGGUACAAAGAGUUAUGCUCGUUGGUCUAAGGACAUGGUUCAAUUGGAAAAUCUCCUAGACACACAACCACAGUUAGCACAAAAUAGUGAGGGCGGAGUUACAUGGGAAGGUGAUGCAUUACAUCAGGUGUUGGGAGAAGAAAAAGCUGGACAAGUGCACGGCAUGGGAUUGCUUCCGGUUCCUAAACAAGUUUAUGGUCAAAAAACACACCAUUUUAAGGACAUUAAUAUAGUUUCACUAGAUGGCUCAUCAUCUGAUGUAGAGGUUCACAUGUUGGAGGAAAUAAGGCAACUCAAAGAGCAUUCUAGAAUGCAAGACAAAGUUAUCGAAGAACUAAAAAACAAUCAGAGGCACAAUGAGAACCAAGAGGCAACAAUGGGAAAUUGUGCUAGGAGUGAUCACAACAAUUCUCAGAAUCAAGUACUGAAUUCUAAAAGAAAGGUUGGGUCCACAGUGCUACUAAUGACUUUGAAAUAUCCUAAUAAGGCUAAUGUGGCAUAUGCAACUCUCUUGAGCACUAAUCCAGAAGCCCUUGUUGGUGGAGUUAAGAUAGGAAGUCAAUUCUACAAAGUGCGUAUCAAUCAUCCUAUAACAAAAGAUGAGCCAUUAGUGAGGCCUAUGCUUGGGUGCGACAAUAUUGGUGAUGCUCAUGCCAAAGGAGUCCAAAUUGCUUGGCCUUCAAUGUUUGUUCAAAUGAUUAAUGGUUGA
Miscanthus lutarioriparius is the source of this 882-nucleotide messenger RNA. The record is from the annotation of a GenBank genome assembly. NCBI's taxonomy places the organism in Eukaryota, Viridiplantae, Streptophyta, Magnoliopsida, Poales, Poaceae.